This is a messenger RNA of Pseudopodoces humilis (Tibetan ground-tit), 3423 nucleotides long. NCBI's taxonomy places the organism in Eukaryota, Metazoa, Chordata, Aves, Passeriformes, Paridae. The record is from RefSeq and is a predicted model, not a curated record.
AUGCUGGAGGACGAGGAUGGGAUGAGCGAGCGCGGCCUCGGCGGCUCCCGGAGGAGAUUCGAGGAUGAGGAAGAUUACCACUCCAUCUACAUCGGCGUGCCGGUGCCGCGCGGGUACCGCCGGAAGCGGCGCCGCCGGAGGUCGCCGGGCUCCAGCCGGGACCGGAGCGAGAGCGAGCGGCACUUCGGCCACCGCGAGCCCUCGGACACCGACGACGGCGGCCAGGGCUGGCCCGAGAGCGGCAACGACAACGCCAGCAGGACCAUGUCCCCGGCCGCCGAACGGCUCCGGUACAUCCUGGGGGAGGACGAUGAGCCCCCCAAUCCCACGCUUUUCACGGAGAUGGACACCCUGCAGCACGACGGCGACGAGAUGGAGUGGAAGGAAUCUGCCAGGUGGAUCAAGUUCGAGGAGAAGGUGGAGGAAGGCGGCGAGAGGUGGAGCAAACCCCACGUGUCCACCUUGUCCCUGCACAGCCUCUUCGAGCUGCGGACGUGUCUCCAGACGGGAACGGUGCUCCUGGACCUGGACGGAUACUCCUUGCCCCAAAUCAUCGACGAUGUCAUCGAGAAGCAGAUCGAGGACGGGCUGCUGAAGCCGGAGCUGCGGGAGAAGCUCAGCUACGUCCUCCUGCGCAAGCACCGCCACCAGACCAAGAAACCGAUCCACCGCUCCCUGGCCGACAUCGGCAAAUCCGUGUCCUCCAACACGGCCCGCAGCCCCGUGCGGGGCCCGGCCGCCGGCGCCGCCUUCCACCGCUCCACCGAGGACCUGCGGAUGCGGCAGAGCGCCAGCUACGGCCGCCUGCGUCACGCCCAGAGCCGGAGCAUGAACGACAUCUCGGACACGCCGAGCACUGACCAGCUGAAGAACAAGUUCAUCAAGAAGAUCCCCAAGGACGCCGAGGCCUCCAACGUGCUGGUGGGAGAGGUGGAGUUCCUGGAGAAACCCUUCGUGGCCUUCGUGAGGCUGCUCCAGGCCACGAUGCUGGGAGGGGUGACGGAGGUCCCCGUCCCCACCAGGUUCCUCUUCAUCCUCCUGGGUCCGGCGGGAAAAGCCAAAUCCUACAACGAGAUCGGCAGGGCCAUCGCCACUCUGAUGGUGGACGACCUCUUCAGCGAUGUUGCCUACAAAGCUCGGGACAGGGAGGACCUGAUCGCCGGCAUCGAUGAGUUCCUGGACGAGGUCAUCGUCCUCCCGCCCGGCGAGUGGGACCCCAACAUUCGGAUUGAGCCCCCCAAGAAAGUGCCCUCAGCUGAGAAGAGGAAGUCGGUGUUCUCGCUGAACGAGGUGGGGCAGAUGAACGGCGCGGCCGGCGGGGCGGGCGCCGGGGGCGGCGGCGGCGGCGGCAGCGACGAUGGGGAGAUGCCCGAAGUCCACGAGAUUGGGGAGGAGCUGGCCUGGACCGGCAGGUUUUGUGGUGGCCUCUACCUGGAUAUCAAGAGGAAGCUGCCCUGGUUCCCGAGCGACUUCUACGAAGGUUUCCAUAUCCAGUCCAUCUCCGCCAUCCUCUUCAUCUACCUGGGCUGCAUCACCAACGCCAUCACCUUCGGGGGGCUGCUGGGGGACGCCACCGACAACUACCAGGGGGUCAUGGAGAGCUUCCUGGGCACGGCCAUGGCCGGCUCCAUGUUCUGCCUCUUCGCCGGCCAGCCCCUCAUCAUCCUCAGCAGCACCGGCCCCAUCCUCAUCUUCGAGAAGCUGCUCUUCGACUUCAGCAAAGGCAACGGCAUCGACUACAUGGAAUUCCGCCUGUGGAUCGGGCUGCACUCGGCCCUGCAGUGCCUUAUCCUGGUGGCCACCGACGCCAGCUUCAUUAUAAAGUACAUCACGCGCUUCACCGAGGAGGGCUUCUCCACCCUCAUCAGCUUCAUCUUCAUCUACGACGCCAUCAAGAAGAUGAUCGGGGCCUUCAAGUACUACCCCAUCAACUCCGACUUCAAGCCCGACUACGUCACCAUGUACAAGUGCGAGUGCGUCGCCCCCGACCCAGCCAACGCGACCUUGUUCGAUGCUUCAGCUCCAGUGGCACCGAACACCACUAACGUUUCUCUGUCCAAUGCUAUCAACCUCACAGCUCUGGACUGGACCCAGCUGAGUAAGAAGGAAUGUCUGAAAUACGGCGGCAGCUUAGUGGGAAAAUCCUGCAAAUUCGUGCCCGACCUGGCCCUCAUGUCCUUCAUCCUCUUCUUUGGCACCUACUCCAUGACCCUGACCCUGAAAAAAUUCAAAUUCAGCCGCUAUUUCCCCACCAAGGUCAGGGCUUUCAUUGCUGAUUUUUCCAAUGUCUUCUCCAUCCUGCUCUUCUGUGGAGUGGACGCCUGUUUCGGACUGGACACCCCCAAACUCCACAUCCCCAGUAUCAUCAAGCCCACCCGCGUGGACCGGGGCUGGUUCGUGUUUCCCUUUGGGAAGAACCCGUGGUGGGUGUACCUGGCCAGCGCCCUGCCCGCCCUGCUCGUCACCAUCCUCAUCUUCAUGGACCAGCAGAUCACCGCCGUCAUCGUCAACAGGAAGGAGCACAAGCUCAGGAAGGCAGCCGGGUACCACCUGGACCUCUUCUGGGUGGGCAUCCUGAUGGCCGUGUGCUCCUUCAUGGGGCUGCCCUGGUACGUGGCCGCCACCGUCAUCUCCAUCGCCCACAUCGACAGCCUCAAGAUGGAGACGGAGACCAGCGCCCCGGGGGAGCAGCCCCAGUUCCUGGGGGUCAGGGAGCAGAGGGUGACCGGCAUCAUCGUCUUCGUGCUGACGGGGAUUUCGGUUUUCCUGGCUCCUAUUCUGAAGUACAUUCCCAUGCCGGUGCUCUACGGAGUCUUCCUCUACAUGGGCGUGGCGUCGCUGAACGGCAUCCAGUUUUGGGAUCGCUGCAAGCUCUUCCUGAUGCCGGCCAAGCACCAGCCCGACUACGUGUUCCUGCGGCACGUCCCGCUGCGCCGCAUCCACCUCUUCACCCUGGUGCAGAUCGUCUGCCUGGCUGUGCUCUGGAUCCUCAAAUCCACCGUGGCCGCCAUCAUCUUCCCCGUCAUGAUCCUGGCCCUGAUCCUGGUGAGGCGGCUCCUGGAUUUCGUCUUCUCCCAGCACGACCUGGCCUGGAUCGACAACAUCAUCCCCGAGAAGGAGAAGAAGAAGGAGGACGACAAGAAGAAGAAGAAGAAAGGCAACAAAGGCGACAGCAGCAGCGAUGAGGAGGAAAGAGGGCCUCCACCUGGAGCUUUGCGUUCUGACUCCUCCCCGAACGGUUCCGACAUGGAUCGCAGUAUCACCCUCCACCUGAAGAUCUCGUGCCCGUCGUCUCCCGCCUUUAACUACUCCCGAAAUCCCAUCUGUGCCGUGCCCCAGGUGAAGAUCGAGAUGGAAUCGGACUACGACGACACCGACACGGAAAAAGCUCCCCGGGACAUGGGCAGUGAGACCACGCUAUAG